Molecule: messenger RNA, 1548 nt
Organism: Cyclopterus lumpus (lumpfish)
Lineage: Eukaryota; Metazoa; Chordata; Actinopteri; Perciformes; Cyclopteridae
Gene: dapp1
Product: dual adaptor of phosphotyrosine and 3-phosphoinositides
Exons: 10
Coding region: 297-1049 (250 amino acids)
Source: RefSeq, a predicted model, not a curated record
AUUCAAUGUAAUAAUACAUUUAUGACACGUGUAAUACGCAUAUACACGUCAUUUCAACCUUUUGGUUUUUAAAUACACAUUUCCACAGCCUUAUGCAGUGGCCUGGCUCCACACUGGUGCACAGCAGGUGGCCUGAAAGCUCUACAUGGAGGCAUGAUGGAGUUGAGGCUGUGGCAUGAGUAGCCACAGAGUGGAAUGCACUUUGGAUCAAAGCACGAGUCAACUAGAAUCUCCAGGUGUUCAGAGUAUUUCCGCCCGCAGCUCUCGGCUUCACUUCCGCCUGCUGCUCCUCCGUGAUGACUGACGUGACUUUCUGCUGCGACGCGCGUGCCGAAGAGCUGGAGACUUUGGGGUGGUACCACUAUGACCUGUCCCGUCAUGCUGCAGAGGCUCUUCUCUUGUCCAAUGGGAAUAAUGGAAGUUAUCUCCUGAGAAACAGUAACCAGGGGCCAGGCUGCUUUGCCCUGUCUGUCAGGGCGAAGGAUUCUGUGAAGCAUUUUCAUGUGACACGCAAAGACAACGGUUAUCUGUUUGGGUUCAACGAGUUUGCAACCCUUCGAGACUUUGUCAACCACUUUGCUAACCAGCCGCUGCUGGGUAGUGACACAGGAACCCUGAUUGUGCUCAAGUGUCCGUACCCAUGGCGUGUGGAGGAGCCAUCCAUCUACGAGUCUGUUCGAGUUCACACAGCCAUACAGACAGGCCGCACAGAGAAUGAUCUGGUACCGAAUGCCCCAUCGCUGGGCACAAAGGAAGGCUAUCUGGUGAAACAGGGAGCGAUUGUGAAGAGCUGGAAACCGAGGUGGUUCACACUGAACAGAUAUGAACUCAAAUACUUCAAAGACAAAAUGUGUGAAGAGCCCAUUCGAACCCUUGAUCUGAGAGCCUGCUCUGCAGUCCAGUUUGACUACUCUCAGGACAGAGUCAAUUGUUUCUGCCUGGUGUUUACUGAGAGGACAUUUUAUCUCUGUGCAAAGACAGGUGUGGAGGCAGACGAGUGGAUCAAGAUCCUGAGGUGGAAACUGUCACAGACUCUCAAAGGCCGAUGACUGCUGAUGGAAAGAAUCCUCGGGUUCAUAGAAGACGUCACAUCAGCUGGAUAAGGAAUACCGAACAGCACCAUUCAAAAGUGAAGAGUGAAGUGGAGCGCGGACACAUUCCCCUCAGUGUACUGACUAACUACUUCAGUGUGAUUCCACUUUACUUUAUGAAAGAUGCUUCAUUACUCAUGAGGGUCUUACUUUCUGCUUUCCUUACCACAGUAUCUUUGGUCCUGUAUUUUUAACAUAAAUAUCUACUGAAAGGAUAUUGCUUGCAUGAUUGUUGACCAAAACCAACGAUGUGUGAGUGUCUCCCAGUCCUUCCUGACUUCCCUAACCUGUCUGUGGCUCUCAGCUCCAAGACCAUUGUUUCCUAGAAGUACUAACACAAACAGGUGGAAAUAUUUACACACUGAUGUUAAUUUGUAUUUCCGUCAGCAGAACAGUGUGUGUGGAACUGAGUACGAAUAAACUAGUGUGUGUUUAUGAAACACGUCACCCAGUGCAA